UGUUGCGUUGUGGAGGAGGUUGCUAGGGAAGUGGAGGCUCCGCGGCCGGUGGUUGCUAGCGUGGCAGCGUCAGGUAGCUGCCCCCCCGCUGCCGGCUCUGGACCUGGCCCUGCGGCGUAGCAGACUACGACGUUCAGGAGAAAUACCAGUCGCAGCUGCCGCCUGACCUGGGAGGGUAGGGAGGGCCCAAGCCGCUGAAACAAGGCUGCGAAGGUUUUUCGGCCGCCCAGUCGCGACUCUAAUUUAAUACGCGGAGCGGGGACUCUUCCAGUUUGCCCCACAUCCUACCAGGUGCAGCCAUUGCUCUGUGGCAGAGUCAUGGGCGCGCCCCCUACUACUGACUGACCUCCCAGGAAUUCAGCCUUCCUGGAUUCUCCCAAUGGGAGCUGCUCCAAAGGAAGAGGUGGGGAGUGAGAGGAAUCAUCCAUCCUGCCUGUGCUAUUGGAUGAAUGGAAAACUCUGAUUUAAACAAAGUACUAACAAGGAAUUGUCCUUGAUUUCUGUACUUCGUAGCAUUCCUCAGAAUUCUUUUUACAUCUUUUCUUACUGUAAAAACUGCAUUUAAGUUAGAAAAUGAAGCAAUUGAAAAGGAAAAGGAAAAGCAAUUUCAGUGUACAAGAAACUCAGACCCUUUUGAAAGAAAUUACAAAAAGGAAAGAAGUCAUUUUUUCCAAGCAGCUCAAUACAACAAUUAAUGUGAUGAAGCGAAUGGCUUGGGAGGAGAUUGCACAGUGUGUGAAUGCUGUAGGAGAAGGAGAACAGAGAACAGGGACAGAAGUGAAAAGGAGGUACCUUGACUGGCGAGCACUUAUGAAGAGAAAGAGGAUGAAGGCGAACAUUAAGCUAGUUGGUUCGGGGUUUCCCCUUCCCACAUCCGAUUUAGAUGAUUCUCUCACUGAAGAGAUAGAUGAAAAGAUUGGAUUCCGAAAUGAUACAAAUUUUGAUUGGCAAAAUGUGGCAGAUUUCAGGGAUGCAGGUGGAUCCUUAACUGAGGUCAAAGUGGAAGAGGAAGAAAGAGAUCCACAGAGUCCUGAAUUUGAGAUUGAAGAGGAAGAAGAAAUGUUGUCAUCAGUCAUACCGGAUUCCAGGAGGGAAAGUGAACUUCCUGAUUUCCCCCACAUUGAUGAGUUUUUUACUCUGAAUUCAACACCAUCUAGGUCUGCAUAUGAUGAGCCCCAUUUGCUUGUAAACAUAGAGAAACAGAAACUAGAAUUGGAAAAACGACGGCUUGAUAUUGAGGCUGAAAGACUGCAGGUAGAGAAGGAACGCCUACAGAUUGAGAAAGAGAGGCUGCGACAGUUAGACAUGGAGCAUGAGCGGCUUCAGCUGGAGAAGGAGCGGCUGCAGAUUGAAAGAGAGAGGUUGAGGUUACAGAUAGUCACCUCAGAGAAACCAUCUUUGGAAAAUGAACUUGGUCAAGGAGAAAAGUCCGUAUAUCAACCACAGGAUAUAGAAACAGAGAAGUUAAAACUUGAGAGAGAACGCUUGCAACUAGAAAAAGAUAGGCUGCAGUUUUUAAAAUUUGAAUCAGAGAAGCUGCAGAUUGAAAAGGAGCGCUUACAAGUAGAGAAAGAGAGACUACGAAUGCAGAAGGAAGGACACUUGCAGUGAUCUAUCUAGAUCUCCAUUUAUCAAUCGUUUGUAAACCAUAGGCUUAGAUAAUAUAAAAACGGUAGCAGGAUUAGCUGUAUUUUUUUUUUCCUGUUUAGUAUUAGUAUUUUCAGGGCUUCCCUGGUGGCGCAGUGGUUGAGAGUCCACCUGCCGAUGCAGGGGACACGGGUUUGUGCCCCGGUCCGGGAAGAUCCCACAUGCUGCGGAGCGGCUGGGCCCGUGAGCCAUGGCCGCUGAUCCUGCGCGUCCGGAGCCUGUGCUCCACAACGGGAGAGGCCACAACAGUGAGAGGCCUGCGUACCGCAAAAAAAAAAAAAAAAAAUUGGUGUUUUCAAUAGGAAAAAGAUAGUUAUUUGUGGGUAAUUAUAUGCUUAAGUAGUAUAUUGUAUAAAAACUAUGUACCCUUGCAUAAACAGUAUAGCAAAAACUAUUGUGCUAUACUCUUUAAAUUAGUAAAAUUACAUAGUCUUGUCUAAUCUGUGCACUCAGAGUUUACAAUUAUGUCUGUAAAAUUCUAGCUCAAUAGUUCUCAACUGGGGGUGACUUUGGCUCCCAAAAGAUACUUGGCAGUGUCUGGAGACAUUUUUGGUUGUCAAAACUGGGCAGUGGGGCAUGUUGCUACUGGCAUGUAAUAAGGAGAGACCAGGGAUGCCUACAUCGUGCAAUGCACAGGACAGCCCCCCACAAAAAAGAAUGAUCCAACCCAAAAUGUCAACAUUGCUGAGGUUGAGAAACCCUGUCCUAGCCUGACUGAGCACCUCUUCAGCUUUGUUUCAGUUUCAGAAUAUUAAAACCUCAGAUAUUUAUGUGGGAGUUACUUAAAUGGCCCAGAACUUUAACUAUGAAACAUUACUGUGUAGUAUAUUGAAUAUAGAAAGUUAUGAAGAUUAUAGGUAUUUUAUUCAUAUGUUUCCAUCUGUAAAUAACGUGAGUCAGAAAACAAUGUAGGGAACAUCAGAGAUUGUCUAAAGUGGGUCACUUUGAAAAGCAGUUAAUUCGUCUAGCUAUUGAUGCUUUAGAUACCACGCACACUUUUUAAGCUUUAGUUAGUUACCCUUUCUUCUUUGACUUCAUUGUCUUAGUUUAGACAAAAAUUUUCAUUUCAGACAUGUACUGAAAUCUUAAUGUAAGUGGUUGAAGCUAGUAAAAAUGUUACCAAUUUAAAAACGGUACCCGUAGUCAAUGAGCUUGAACUCGGUAAGUGGUAAUUUGAUUUUUAAAAUAGAUAAUAGCUAUUUGGAACUGGGAGUGGGGGUGGGGGGAGAAUGUCCUUGUAUCCAAUAGUAAUGAUGAUGGUGAUGAAAUAAUGAUAGUAGCUGUGUGUUUUGAAUUAGGGAAUCACUGCACACUACCUGACCUAAUCUGUAGAAAACUGAGAGUAGUAUCUAUUAUUAUUCCUGAAUCUGAGACUUAGAAGUCAUACAGUGUGUAAAUGGCUAAUUUCAUAUAUCAUGAUGUAUUUUGUCUUUGCUCCUCCCUGUGCAACAAAGUAUGUAUCUUUAGUUCCUUUGGUGUUUAUUCUGAGACCAAGGGCUUGCUUAAUUUGGUGAUUUGCCUUCAGUCCCCUGAAGGUACUUCUUCCACAAUCCAGGUGAUUCUAAUGCACACUAAAGUUGAGAAUCACUGCACGAGAUCACUUUGUAUUUUCCCAUUUCCAGAGCUGAUAUGUAGCCUUAGUAUAUCUCUUCUAUUGACAGGUACUACCUUGAUUCUGCAUUUGGUCCUUGUUAAUUUAAGAAUGUCUUGAAACCAUAUGUGACAUUUGAGUAUGGGUAUAUAAGGAAAAAAUAUACUUCUUCUUAGUUACCUUGACUUUGAAAUAGUGUUAUUUUUCUAUAACUGAAAUAAAUGCUUCUACCAUAAAAAUAAAAUUUGCCUAUACUAACUAUGUGAACGUUUAUCAUUUCAAGUGAUGCUCAGUGAUGAGGGUUGAGGUUGUGAAGCCUGGAAAAGAGCUUUAUCAUGGAUUUGUUUUAAUGGCGAUGGCAGGAGUUCAAGAGCGAAAGAAGUGAUUCUCAAAGUGUCUUGAGGUCAAGGCUCAGGACUGGCACUUCACUUCUGCUGCACGAUACUGGCCAAAAACAAAUCAUCGGGUCAGACCAGAGUUGACAGGGCUUCCCUGGUGGCACAGUGGUUAAGAAUCCGCCUGCCAAUGCAGGGGACACAGGUUUGAGCUCUGGUCCGGGAAGAUCCCACAUGCCGUGAAGCAACUAAGCCCAUGUGCCCCAACUACUGAGCCUGUGCUCUAGAACCUGAGAGCCACAACUACUGAGCCCGUGUGCUGCAACUACUGAAGCCCGUGUGCCUAGAACCUGUGCUCCACAACAAGAGAAGCUACCACAAUGAGAAGCCCACGCACCGCAACGAAGAGUAGCCCCCCCUCACCACAACUAGAGAAAGCCUGCGCACAGUGAUGAAGACCCAACACAGCCAAAAAUAAAAUAAAUUAAUUUUAAAAAUAAUUUUUAAAAAUUCAUGCAAAACUCUUGAUAAACAAAAUAUGAAAUUUUGAAAACUUAAAAAUUGACAUAGUAAAACAAAUGGUACCUUGCUACCUUGCAAAAGAAGUUUCAGUAAGCUGAAGUUAAUUAAAAAUUAUUGAAGAUGUUUACUUAUUUUAAAAAAGUGUCAAAAAUGUCAAUUCUCUCAAUUGAAAAGAAGAUAAAGAAGUUAAUUUUGAAAGUACUAUGAGUUUGUUUGAUUAAAGCCAAGAAAGUAAAAACGUAAUACAGGGGCUUCCCUGGUGGCGCAGUGGUUGGGAGUCCACCUGCUGAUGCAGGGGACACAGGUUUGUGCCCUGGUCUGGGAAGAUCCCACAUGCCGCGGAGCGGCUGGGCCCGUGAGCCAAGGCUGCUGAGCCUGCGCAUCCGGAGCCUGUGCUUCACAACAGGAGAGGCCACAACAGUGAGAGGCCCACGUACAGCAAAAAAAAAAAAAAAAAAGGUAAUACAUUUUGAUAUAAAUAAAAUAUUUAAACCUAAAAUAAUAUUGUUGGUUUAAUACAUCUAUUUUUUAAAUUUUCAAUAUUUUUUCAACUACCUUAAUAUUCUAUAAUAAAAGCUAACCAUUACAAACAAAAAACUUAUAUAGGGACAUUUUUUCUUUUACUUCACAGUCUCAUAUGGCUUGAUAUGGAGCUCUCUGAAUAUUAUCUUUGUUUAAAAUUUUGAAGUUUUAUCAAAAUGUUUUGUAGCAAUUUUGAUUUUUAAAAGAAUAUUGCAAUAAAAUAUUAUUUAACUUGA
This is a messenger RNA of Globicephala melas (long-finned pilot whale), 4853 nucleotides long. It is a transcript of the gene MSANTD4, whose product is annotated as Myb/SANT DNA binding domain containing 4 with coiled-coils. The record is from RefSeq and is a predicted model, not a curated record. NCBI's taxonomy places the organism in Eukaryota, Metazoa, Chordata, Mammalia, Artiodactyla, Delphinidae.